Messenger RNA from Salpingoeca rosetta, 1701 nucleotides. RefSeq lists its product as uncharacterized. Lineage: Eukaryota; Choanoflagellata; Craspedida; Salpingoecidae. The transcript has a single exon. The record is from RefSeq and is a predicted model, not a curated record. The coding region runs from base 1 to 1701 and encodes 566 amino acids.
AUGAAGGUGAGCCCGAUAGUGGACGCGACGGAGCCGCAGCCGUCGUCGCAGCCGGAGGAAGUGGUGUUGGCAAUGGAGGUGCCCGCCAAGAAAAGGGCAGGAAGCAAGUCGCGCUCCCCGCUCAUCACCAUUCUCAUCCUCACCGCGGUCGUGGGCGUCAUGGCAACAAGCAUCACCACAGGCGUGUACUAUGGGACCAAGUCAGUAUCCUCGUCCUCUACCAGCCAAGGUGCCGGUGGAAGCAACGCGAACGACGUCAGUGGCACUGCUACCAACGCAACAACAGGCAACAUCGCUGGAGGCAACUCAACCACAACUGCAACGACAACAACAACAACCACCACCACCACGACCACAACCACCACAACAACCACCACAACGACCACGACAACGACUACCACAACAACGACCACAACGACCACAACGACAACGACAACGACAACAACAACGACAACAACAACGACGACCUCGACAACACGUGCAGCUGCGGCCAUGGUCACGUUCCGAUAUGCUGGUAUUCAGCAAAUCCUGUCAACCGCUGUCAACGACGCCGGUGUGGUGUGCAUGGUUGGUAACUCCAACCAGGCCAUCUUUGGUGACACCUUUCAAGGCGACUUCGAUGCGCUCAUUGCAUGCUUCGACGCCACUGACCAGCUCGUGUGGGGCAAGACGUUUGGUACCACCUUCUAUGACUGGGCAACCAGCGUGGCCUUCGACAGCAACGGUGACCUCCUUGUGACGGCUGCUUUACGUGUCUUUGCGGGCUGGAGCGGCGACUUGACGCUGAUGAAGCUUGACAGCGCAACCGGCAGCGAGAUCUGGAGCAAGACUUUCCCGCAAGGCACCGGAUCCGCACAAGCGAUUGUCACAGUCGACACUGUGAACGGCGGCCUGCUUUUAUGCGGCGACGUCACCAACGACCGGAAAAUCGACGACACUGGUGCUUCAACGUCAUACUACGAUCCUCGCGACGCCUACGUGAUGCAUCUUGACGACGACGGCAACAAGGAGUGGGAGACGUACCUCCGCCACGCGUCCAACGAGGAGUUCCGCGCAUGUACAGUUGGCGCAGACGGCAGCAUCUACGCCGCCGGCUUCACAACCGGCAGCCUGUACGGUGACACGAACCAAGGUGGUGACAGCGACGCCUUGGUCGUCAAGUUUGACAGCAAUGGCACGUUCCUUUGGGGCAAGACGCACGGUGGCGAUGCCCGGGACCAGUUCUACAGCAUUGCCGUGUCGAGCAGCGGUGAAGUGUUUGUGGCCGGUCUAAGCGACAGCAGCAGCGCGCUCGGCAACCCGCCCAAAGGGAGUGUGGACAGCGUCUUUGCCCGCUUGAGCGCGGACGACGGCAGCAUCGUGUGGGCAUCCGACGAGCUUGCUACAAGCGGUGGCGACUAUGGAUUCACCGUGCUUGUUGACGAUGCUGGCAACGCCGUGUUUUUCGGCGCGGCCUUCGGCGAUGUUCUCGGGCAAACGCAGGAUUCCGAAGUUGAUCUCGUCGUUGCUGCCGCUAGACCCUCGGAUGGCUCGAUCAUGUGGGGCGAGCUUGUCAGAACGGGACACGGUGCUGGAAGAGAGUUCAUGCGUGGCGCACGCAGCAACAACGGCCGCAUUGUUGCUGGCGGCUAUCGUACUGGAGAUGGAACGCUUGACGAUCAGGACAUAGCCCUGGUCCGCUUCUACGGACCAAACCCUUGA